This is a messenger RNA of Acanthocheilonema viteae, 1146 nucleotides long. Lineage: Eukaryota; Metazoa; Nematoda; Chromadorea; Rhabditida; Onchocercidae. The record is from the annotation of a GenBank genome assembly.
AUGGAUACCGUUGGUAAGACUAUAAAAUGCAGAGCGGCAAUUGCUUGGGAGCCCAAAAAACCAUUGAAAAUUGAAGAAAUUGAAGUUGCACCACCGAAAGAAUGUGAAGUACGAAUAAAAGUUCUGUACACUGCGAUAUGUCAUACUGACGCUUAUACAUUGGGUGGUGAUGAUCCGGAAGGAGUGUUUCCGUGUAUUCUUGGACAUGAAGGUGCUGGCAUAGUGGAAAGUGUUGGUAGUAAUGUGACAUGUGUGAAACGCGGGGAUCAUGUUAUUCCGUUAUAUACACCACAGUGUAAGGAAUGUAAAUUCUGCCGUAAUCCGAAAACAAACUUGUGUCAACGGAUUCGGAUAACACAGGGACAAGGUUUAAUGCCCGAUAAAACGACGCGCUUUUCUCAACGUGGCAAUACAAUAUAUCACUUUAUGGGAUGCAGUACUUUUAGUGAGUAUACUGUUGUAUCACAGUAUUCUCUCUCGAAGGUACCGUAUAAUGCACCGCUGGAUAAGCUUUGUUUGCUUGGCUGUGGUGUUUCAACCGGUUAUGGAGCAGUAGUAAACACUUGCAAAGUUGAAUCAGGUUCUACCGUUGCAGUUUGGGGCCUUGGUACUGUUGGGUUAGCCGUCAUUAUGGGAGCUCGAAUUGCUGGCGCCAGGUUGAUCGUGGGAAUUGAUACGAACGAAAAAAAAUUUGAGAAAGCUAUUGAAUUUGGCGCAGAUGAAUGCAUUAAUCCAAAUGAUAUCCCAAAGGAUCAGCCAUUGCAAGUAUUCCUCGUAAACAAAUAUGAUGGUGGCUUCGAUUAUACCUUUGAAUGCAUCGGACUUGUUGAAACAAUGCGUCAAGCACUGGAAGCGGCACAUAAAGGCUGGGGUAUGUCUUGCAUCAUUGGUGUUGCUGCGGCAGGGAAGGAAAUAUCAACGCGUCCUUUCCAGUUAGUUACUGGUCGUACAUGGAAAGGAUCGGCUUUUGGAGGAUGGAAAAGUGUUGACGGUAUUCCGAAACUAGUUGAUGAGUAUCAAAAAGGUAAAAUAAAACUGGAUGAAUUCAUUACCAACCGUUAUGAUCUAGCAGAAAUCAACACAGCCUUUGAAGCGUUACAUUCAGGCGGCAGCUUGCGCUCAAUUGUAAAAGUUAGUGAAAUCUGA